ACGUUUUCUGUGAAUAAAAAGGUUCUCGAGAGGUGGCGCAGCAGUCAGGUGCUAAACAUUUAUUUAAUGUACUUGGUAAGGUCCUCUCCAGUCCUAACAUCUUCCUUGGCACCAGCUGUGAGGAAGGCUUAGGUUGAAGAUGGGUUUUCUAUCAUUGCCAUUAGUGGCAGUGGUGUUGGUGGUGGGUGUGGUCAUCAAGGCUGUUCUUUACUUCAUAACCAAGUCACCAUCACUCAACCCAUUUAAGGAAAAUAGUUGUACAGAAGUCAAGGCAAAAGUCACAGAUCAGAAACAAAGAGAUGCUGUCCUUAAACAAGGUUUCACCUGGAACAAAGUUCCUGAGAACUUGGAUGCCAUUGUGAUUGGCAGUGGGAUAGGAGGUUUGUCAGCAGCCGCUAUUAUAGCCAAGGCCGGCAAGAGAGUGUUGGUGUUGGAACAGCAUGACCAGGCCGGUGGUUGUUGCCACACAUUUAUAGACAAGGGCUACGAGUUUGACGUAGGCAUACACUACAUCGGUGAGAUGAAUCGCCAGUCCAUCAGUAAGACGUACAUUGACCAGAUCACAAAUGGCCAACUUGAAUGGGCACCGUUGAGUGAGAACUACGACACGGUCAUAUUUGCGGAAAAAGAUAAGGAGCCUCGCAAGUAUCCUGUGCUCAGUGGGAAAGGCAAAUGGCAGGAGGAACUCACCAAAAAGUUCCCAGAAGAAGCUCAAAAUAUUGAUAAAUUCUUCAAGUUGAUGAAAGAGAUCCAUCCAGGUAACACCAAGUCCAUAUUGGUAAAGUUUAUACCACUGUGGGCUGUGUGGCUGUUGCAGACUACGGGACUCAUCAACUACAUCACCAAUUUCUAUGAGUGGAACUCCAAGACGUGCAAGGAAGUUGUUUGGGGACUAACAGAAAACCAGGAGUUGCGUGAUAUCUUCUGCUAUUGUUAUGGUGACUACGGUACACCCCCGAGCAAGGCGGGCUUCCCCAUGCAGACGCUACUGCACUCCCAUUUUGGACAGGGUAGUUCUUACCCAGUAGGAGGAGCUUCAGAGAUUGCUUUUCAUAUUAUUCCGGUGAUUGAGGCUGCUGGUGGCAAGGUCCUCGUCCGUGCUGAGGUUAACCAGAUUAUUACUGACGAGAAGGGUCGAGCAUGUGGAGUACAGGUGCUAAAAGGGAAGGAACUCUACAAUGUUGCAGCUCCAUUGAUCAUCUCUGAUGCAGGUUUGUACAAUACUUUUGAGCGACUUCUCCCUCUGGAUGUGGCAUCGUCGUCUCGCCUCUGGCCGAUGGUGCAGACGUCACGGCACGGCACUGCCAGUAUGUCAGUAUUUGUGGGGAUCAACUGUGAUGCUGCAGAACUUGAUGAUAUAAUUCACAAGAAGAAUGCCUGGGUGUACACUGGCAAUGACAUAGACAAGCUGCUCCUGGAUUAUGAAAAGCUGACUCGAGAAGAAGCUCUUGAUGUUGAUAUUCCAAUUCUGUUCAUCUCCUUCCCUUCUACAAAAGAUCCUGAGUGGAACAAGAGGUUCCCUGGCAAAACAACGAUGGCUCUAGUGACACUGAUGCCGUACCAUUGGUUGGAAGAAUGGGAAACAGAGCGAGUCAUGAAGCGCGGAGAUGAAUAUGAAGCUAUUAAGAAGUGUUUUGGUGACAAGGCUGUAACUCAAGCAUGUAACCUCUUCCCAUCCAUCAAGGACCACAUUGACUAUGUAAACAUUGGAACUCCACUGUCCAAUCGUCACUACCUCGGUGCACCGCGGGGAGAGAUAUAUGGCUUGGACCACACCAGUGAGCGAUUCUCUGUCUGGAACACUGCCAUACUCAGACCAUCAACUGACAUACCAGGACUCUACUUAACAGGGCAGGACAUCUGUUCAUGCGGAUUUGCAGGAGCCCUUUGGGGAGGUCUCCUCUGUGCUUCGUCCAUCCUACAACACAACGUGAUGACAGACCUGACACAACUCCACCAGGCUAUCAAGGCUGAGGCCAAGGCUAAAGUAGAAUAGAUAUGGUUGGUGCACGCAAGAGGUAAUUCAGUAAUAGUAUUCAGUUUAGAAUAAUCAGUACCAGUAAUUGAUAAUUUGAAUGCUGUAUGGACAAAUUGUUAUCGAGAAACUAAGGUUGUAUUAAUAAUUUAUUUUAUUAAAGGACAACUGUAUGUAGUGACACAAGUUAUGUGUUAGAAGUGGCAUUUAUAUCAGGCACAUGUUUGUACAGUAUAACUAGUGUUGUGUAUGUACAGUAUUAUACUGUACAAACUACUGUACUGUACUGUAAUUUAUAGUGUUGUGUAUAUACUAAAAAAAAUUGACUAACUUUUAUAUCUAGUGUUGUGUAUAUACUAAACAAAAUUUGUAUAGUUAUAAUCAUAUUCUUAGUAACGUUGAUAACCAUUUUAAGCAUGAAUCAUUUUAGUUCUGGGAAUUAUAUUGGACAGUACAGUAAAACCUCCAUAUAAAGGACUUCUCUCUCCGUAUAAUUCGUUAGAUUGGGGGUUUCACAUCUAACGUACCCUCGGUAUAAUAGACUUUCUUCUCCAUAGAGUCCGUUAAAUAGAGGUUUCAUUGUACAGUAUUCAACACGUCCCAAUCACACACUAAUAAGUAUACAGUUGUUUUUAAAGCUUGUGUUGAAAUUACAAGUUAUUCUGUGUUUAGCAAAAAAUGUAGGAGACUGAAGGCUGCCCCCUAAGAUAUUGUAAAGGAAGUUUACCUGAUGACGGGAUAGGAGCCAUUAAACUGAUGAAAGAAAAAUACAGGAAAAUGCCAAAUUCUCUUGUGUAUUUCUGGAACGUGUUUGUGAGAGUCGAACCUUUAUUUGAUGGUAAGUACAGUAGUGGUGGUGAUCGAUUUAUUCAGAAUUAUAUGUUGAAUAAGGCAAGUGAGGAUGUUUGGGAGGGGGAAAGGAAGUUGGAAAAUGGAAAGUUUAAUACUGUACGUAUAUUAGUCCAAAAGCUACGAUAUACUCUACAUACAGUACAGUACUUUUAAAUGUGUCUGUUACUGCAGCAAGUUAAGAAGGGAUAUCUACAUGUAAAACAGGAAUUAAAGGGUAAAAGAAGAAUUAUGCACAGAAAAAAUUAUGAUAAAUAAAUAAGUUUUCUUUUGAUGAACUAUUGGAGAACUGAUAUUGCUCAAUCAAGUACUGUACAUCAUGUUACCAAGGAGAUGUACAGUUCAUAUAAUGGGGUAAAAGAUUAGUAUUAACUGUUUUUAACAAGUGCACAAAACAUCCUUAGUUAAGUCUCAAGCGCAAAGUCACACCAGCAGUACAAUAACAGUAACCAGAGACCCGUGUGUUUGGGAGGACAAAACACCACAACAGUCAGUUAUAUGUUGUUAAAUUAUUUAUGUUUAGUAAUAAGUAGAGUUUGUACUGUACAGGUAAAUAAUAUAGUGGUGAUGUUUUAUAUGCUAGUUACUUGGUAUGUAGUGAAUAUAUAUCAUUGCUUUAUUUGUUAACACUGUCAAUACUUUAUUUUAUAUUAUUGUUUACACAGUGGUCAGAUAUUAUCUUUAUAUUAAUGUUGUCUGUACUGUACAGUACUGUAUUUAAAUGUUAUUCUUUACAUGUUGAUCAACUGUUUCAUAUCUUCUAUAUGUAUUGAUGAAGAAAUAAUAUGAAUAAAAAUAAUUUUCAUAA
Homarus americanus (American lobster) is the source of this 3632-nucleotide messenger RNA. RefSeq names its product all-trans-retinol 13,14-reductase-like. The record is from RefSeq and is a predicted model, not a curated record. NCBI's taxonomy places the organism in Eukaryota, Metazoa, Arthropoda, Malacostraca, Decapoda, Nephropidae. The transcript is spliced from 14 exons. Bases 140 to 1996 code for a protein of 618 amino acids.